ACUGGGUGGCACUGGGGGACACUGGGGGACAGACUGUCCCCGUGUCCCCACAACCUGCAUGUCCCCCUGUCAUCAUGUUCCAUAUGUCAUGUCCCCAUGUUGAGUCCUGUGUUCUCCGUGUCCCAAUGUCCCUCGUGUCCCGUGUCCACAUGUCCCUGUGUCUCUUGUCCUCCAUGUCCCACGUCGGCCCGUGUCCCCUGUGCCCCCGCUGUCCCCAUGUGCGUCCCAUGUCCUAAUGUCCCUCAUGUCCCAUGUCUACAUGGCCCCCAUGUCCCUGUGUCCCAUGUCCCCCCUGUCCCCAUGUCCCCAUGUCCCACAUGGUCCCGUGUCCCAUGUCCCCUUGUCCCCAUGUCCUCCAUGUCCCCCACGGUCCUGUGUCUCUGUGUCCCCAUGUCCCUGUGUCUCAUGUCCUAUGUCCCCUCAUUUCCAUGUGCCCCAUGUCCCUAUGUCCCCCGUAUCCCUGUGUCCCCACAUCCCCAUGUCCCUGUCCCCUGUGUCCCCCAUGGUCCCAUAUCCCCCAUGUCGCCCUUGUCCCUUUUACCCCGUGUCCCCACGUCCCAAACAUCCCUGUAUCGCUCUUGUCCCGUGUCCCCCGUGUCCCCGUCCCCUCCAUGUCCCCUGUGUCCCCCAUGGUCCCACAUCCCCCAUGUCGCCCUUGUCCCUUUUACCCCGUGUCCCCACGUCCCAAACAUCCCUGUAUCGCUCUUGUCCCGUGUCCCCCGUGUCCCCGUCCCCUCCAUGUCCCCUGUGUCCCCCAUGGUCCCACAUCCCCCAUGUCGCCCUUGUCCCUUUUACCCCGUGUCCCCACGUCCCAAACAUCCCUGUAUCGCUCUUGUCCCGUGUCCCCCGUGUCCCCCACGUCCCCGUCCUCUCCAUGUCCCUGUCCCCUGUGUCCCCCAUGUCCCCCCUUGUCCCUUUUACCCCGUGUCCCCACGUCCCAAACAUCCCUGUAUCGCUCUUGUCCCGUGUCCCCCGUGUCCCCCACGUCCCCGUCCCCUCCAUGUCCCUGUCCCCCGUGUCCCCAUGUCCCGUGUCCCCAGCCCGUGGGACAGGACCCUCCGUGGGGGGGACACCGAGAAGGGGCGGGAGGCGCCGCUCGGGCGGGUCUGGGGGCUGCGGGGGGGACGGGACGGGACGGGAACCGUGGGGACCGCGCUGCUCCCGAGCCCUCGCUGCCCCAUUUCAGUAUAGGUCCCGGUGCCCGGUUUUAAUGCCGGUGCCAGCACCCGGGGCUCGGUCCCGGUGCCGAUGCCCGGCGCUCAUACCGGUGCCGGUGCCCGCUGCCGGCUCCGGGUGCCCGGUUUCACUGCCCGGUUUCGCUGCCCGGUGCUCAGUCCCGGUUCCCGGUACCAGCACCCGCUGCCCGCUUUAAACUCCCCGGUUCCCGUUGCCGCCGCUUCCAGCGCUCGGUGCCCGUUGUCCCGCCGCCCCGCGCCGCUUCCCGCACCCGCUGCCCCCGCGGCGGGUCCGUUACCGGUGCAGUUGCCGGAACCCGUUGCGCUCCCGCGCCCGGUGCCCGUUGCCCGGGGCGGUUCCGCGCCCGGUGCCGGUUGCCGGGGGCGGUUCCGCUGCGGGUGCCGGUCCCCGCUUGCCGGUGCCGGUUCCCGGUGCCCGUUCGCCGGGGCGGUCCCGGUGCCGGUUCCCGGUGCCCGUUCGCCGGGGCGGUCCCGGUGCCGGUCCCCGCUUGCCGGUGCCCGUUGCCCGGGGCGGUGCCGGAUGGGGGGGGUCUGUUCGCGGGCGUUCAGGCGGCUCCGGCCCCGCAGGGUCAUGUCGGCGGCGGCGGCGGCGGCGGCGGGUUCGGGGGCCGGGGGGGGCCGGGGGCCGGUGCUGACCUCCCGGACCAUGAACCCGGCGGUACGGAGGGUGGAAUACGCCGUGCGGGGCCCCAUCGUCACCCGAGCCACGCAGCUGGAGCGGGAGCUGCAGCAGGGUGCCUCCAAGCCCUUCACCGAGGUGAUCAAGGCCAACAUCGGUGACGCCCACGCCAUGGGCCAGAAACCCAUCACCUUCCUCCGCCAGGUGACAGCCCUGUGUGUGUACCCAGAGCUCAUGAACGACAAAUCCAUCCCGUCGGACGCCAAGGACCGCGCCAAGCGGCUGCUGGCAGCCUGCGGCGGCCAGAGCGCCGGUGCCUACAGCGCCAGCCCCGGCAUCGAGCUGGUGCGGCAGCACGUGGCGCGGUUCCUGCAGCAGCGCGACGGCGUCGCCGCCGACCCCCAGAACAUCUUCCUGGCCACCGGCGCCAGCGAUGCCAUCGUGGUCAUCCUGAAGCUGCUGGCGUCGGGCUCGGGGGCCUCGCGCACGGGGGUGCUGGUGCCCAUCCCGCAGUACCCGCUGUACUCGGCCACCAUCGCGGAGCUCAGCGCCGUGCAGCUGGGGUACUACCUGGCCGAGGAGCAGUGCUGGGCGCUGGAGGUGGCCGAGCUGCGCCGCGUGCUGGCAAAGGGACGGCAACACUGCUGUCCCCGCGUCCUCUGCAUCAUCAACCCCGGCAACCCUACCGGCCAGGUCCAGAGCCGCCAGUGCAUCGAGGACGUCAUCAAGUUCGCCUAUGAGGAGAACCUCUUCCUUAUGGCCGAUGAGGUGUACCAAGACAACAUCUAUGCCAAGGGCUCGGCUUUCUACUCUUUCAAGAAGGUUCUGAGCGAGAUGGGGCCGCCCUACUCGAAGACGGUGGAGCUGGCCUCCUUCCACUCCAUCUCCAAGGGCUUCAUGGGAGAGUGCGGUUUCCGUGGCGGGUAUAUGGAGGUGAUAAACAUGGACCCCGAGGUGAAGGAGCAGUUGGUCAAACUGGUGUCGGUGCGGCUGUGCCCACCCGUGUCCGGGCAGAUCCUCUUGGGCGCCCUCGUGGACCCACCACAACCUGGAGAACCUUCAUACGAGACAUUCAUGGCUGAGAAGAAGGCCGUGCUCAGCACCCUGGCCCACAAGGCCCAGCUCACCCAGGAGAUCUUCAACAAGACCCCCGGCAUCCACUGCAACCCCGUCCAGGGGGCCAUGUACUCCUUCCCCCGCAUCGACCUGCCGCCCCGCGCCAUCGCCGCCGCCAAGGAGAAGGGUCAAGCCCCCGACACGUUCUUCUGCAUGAGGCUGCUGGAGGAGACGGGGAUCUGCGUGGUGCCGGGCAGCGGUUUCGGGCAGCGUGAGGGCACCUUCCACUUCCGGAUGACCAUCCUCCCGCCCACCGAGAAGCUGAAGGUCCUGCUGGAGAAGCUCAGCAGCUUCUACACCGAGUUCGUCAAGGAGUUCUCCUAAUUACAGCCCCCCCGCCCCUCCCAUCACCCCCCCACCCUCCGGCACCCACUGUCCCCCCCACCCACCCGCACCCACCACCCCACACCCCCGCCGGGUGCCGCGGGCCGGGACCCUGCCCUGGGUCAUCUCCAAGUGCCUUCAACCUCUUGGUGCCUUCACGUUGGGGACACACGGAACACGCCACGUCCCCAGGCUGGUCCCCUCCCCGCUGUCCCCAUGUCCCCUGGUGGGGGGUGACAUGGGGACAAUGGGCAGGGCCAGCUCACCCCUCGGAAACCCCAGUAAUAAAUGGGUAGUGACCAGC
Columba livia (rock pigeon) is the source of this 3559-nucleotide messenger RNA. It is a transcript of the gene GPT, whose product is annotated as glutamic--pyruvic transaminase. Gene Ontology annotation, biological process: biosynthetic process. The record is from RefSeq and is a predicted model, not a curated record. The transcript has 11 exons. The coding region runs from base 1249 to 3255 and encodes 668 amino acids. Gene Ontology annotation, molecular function: L-alanine:2-oxoglutarate transaminase activity; pyridoxal phosphate binding. NCBI's taxonomy places the organism in Eukaryota, Metazoa, Chordata, Aves, Columbiformes, Columbidae.